AUGGCAUUUUAUCGAUGUCCAUAUAUUCUUAGAAGUGAAGAAGUAUGCAAUCGGAGUUGCUAUCAGGAAAAAGAAUAUCUGAUACAUUGGAAUUUACCACCACGCAGUCCAUGCAAAGAAUGCGGCAAGUUAACCUAUUCAAAAUAUGGAACUUGUGAUAUUCACGCUAAGAAGUAUCAGAAAAUGGCACAGUAUCAUCAGAAGAAGAUGACCAACAUAACUCCUACUAUUGAAGUGAAAAUGGGGUUGUCACUAGCUCUAGCUAACCGGAUAACUAGGACAACUAGGACAAGGUCAGAGGUUGUGAUGUCACAGGAUGAAUGGAAUCUGCGACAAAUUUAUCAAACUCUCGUUGAUUUGUUUCACCCACACCAUGAGAAUCUAAGUAGAAUCCAAUCGAUUCUAAGUUGGGGUUUUUCAAUUUCUUCCAAAUUUUGGCUGAAGCCUCCAGCUGAAAUCACCCGAUCAUAUCCUUGGGAAACGGGAUUUCUGGUCUCAGACAAGAAUCCAGACAAGGCCGAUAACCAGCUGGAGAGCAACCAGAGUGGCGGUCAACCACGAUUAGGCAGUAAACAAAUCCACAAGCAAGCUUACUCACGAGCCCACACAAAGGAACCAGACAAGGCCGAAAAUAAGCGAGAGAGCAAAAGGAGCAGGCAAAAUGAAGGCAAUGAGAAAAGCAUCCAGAAGCCUCUAACGCAACCAGAAGGCAGUGGUAAUCAGACCAAAUGGCGAUAA
Rhizophagus irregularis DAOM 181602=DAOM 197198 is the source of this 738-nucleotide messenger RNA. NCBI's taxonomy places the organism in Eukaryota, Fungi, Glomeromycota, Glomeromycetes, Glomerales, Glomeraceae. The record is from RefSeq and is a predicted model, not a curated record.